AUGAAUUUUAUACCUAAAGCAGCAAUUCCGUAUGUUGUAUUAUUUGGUGCCUUCUUAUACAAUCUUAAUAUUGGAAUAGUAAAUUCUUAUGGAAACUUAAAUAUAUAUUUAACUUCUUAUUUAAGAUAUAAAAAUAGUAAUGUAACAUAUAGAGAUGUGUCAUUUAUAUACGAAUUAAGUAUAAUAACUUUAGGAGUAUCGAUGUUAAUAGGAAACAUCGUUCAUAAAAUAUUAGGAUUAAGAACAACUAUAUUAUUAUGUAGUGUUAGUACAUUCUUUGCAUUUUAUUUAUCUUCAAUCUAUACUCAUUCCUAUUUUUUAUUAUGUCUGUUUAUGGGAAUAUUAUAUGGAUUAGGUUAUGGUAUAUGUUUUACUAUACCAUUAUCAUGUGCUUAUAAACAUUUUAAAAAUAAUAGAGGUUUAAUUAGUGGUAUUGUAAUAUCUGCUAUUUCAUUAUGCCCUUUUUUAUACUGUCCUUUACAAACUCUUCUUAUUAACAGAAAGAAUGUUUUACCAACUAUGGAAGAAGGAAGUGAUUCGAAAGAAUUAUAUUUUCAUGAUGAAGAUGUUUUAAAUAGAGUUCCUUAUGUUCUUUUUAUUCAAUCUAUUAUGCUUUUAUCGUUAUGUAGUUUAGGUGGAUUUUUAGCUACAAUUGAAAAUAAGGAAAAUAAUGAAAAUUCAGAAAAAGUGCUACAAGACAAACAAACAAAGGGUCUUGAUAAUAAUAUAACAGAUUUAGAAAAAAACAAUGAAGCGCUAUUAUCAGUAGAAAAUGAAAAGGAUGAUGAAAAAAAUUUAAAUAAUGAAAAAAAAGAAAAUAAUGCACAUGAUAAUGUAGAUUACUGUAAUAGUGGUGAUUAUAGUACUAAUGUAGAUAGUCGUUUAACUGAAUCAUUUAUAAAAAAAAAUAAUACAGGAAAUGAAUUAGAUAUUAAGGAAAAACAAUCAUCUGAUGGAAAUAAAAAUGAUUCUCUUUGUCUUAAUGAGGUGGGCAAAGAAAAACUGUCUAAAAAUAAAACUGUUAACAAAUUUUAUAAUAAAAAAUGUAUAGAAGAUAAAAGUUUUAUCAUUUUAUGGAUUUCAGUGGUAUUGUUUAAUUCAUAUGUGAAUUAUAUUAUAAUGUAUUGGAAGAUUAUUGGAAUAAAUUAUACAUCUGUAGAAGAUAAGAUUAUAACAUUAAAUGGAAGUUUUGCUAAUAGUUUAUCGAAUAUAGCAGGAAGAUUGGUUUGGGGAUAUCUUUAUGACAAAUUUAGUCUAAGUUUUAUUUUAUUAUUAUUGGGUUCUUGCAUAUGUUCAAGUUGCUUUAUCCUACCUUUUAUAUGCCACAUCUAUGUUUUAUAUUUGCUUUUUUGCGCUAUUUUGUAUUUUUGUGUAGGAGGUAGUUUAGUUACAAUUCCAGUUAUUACUCUGAAAAAAUACGGAGAACAAUAUUUUUCUUUAAAUAUGUCUGUAUUAUAUACUAGUAGGAUAGCUAAUACAUUUUUAUGUAGUUUACUUGUUGGUAUUUUCUACAAUUUAUUAACAUUAAAGUACUUAAGUGUUUCUUUUGGGCUAAUUUCAUUUCUUUCAACUAUUUCUAUAUUUUUCCUGACUAAAUAA
Messenger RNA from Plasmodium gallinaceum, 1599 nucleotides. RefSeq names its product monocarboxylate transporter, putative. The coding region runs from base 1 to 1599 and encodes 532 amino acids. Lineage: Eukaryota; Apicomplexa; Aconoidasida; Haemosporida; Plasmodiidae. The record is from RefSeq and is a predicted model, not a curated record. The transcript has 2 exons. Gene Ontology annotation, molecular function: transmembrane transporter activity. Gene Ontology annotation, biological process: transmembrane transport.